This is a messenger RNA of Ipomoea nil (Japanese morning glory), 1113 nucleotides long. RefSeq names its product probable aquaporin SIP2-1. Gene Ontology annotation, biological process: transmembrane transport. Gene Ontology annotation, cellular component: membrane. The transcript has 3 exons. The record is from RefSeq and is a predicted model, not a curated record. Lineage: Eukaryota; Viridiplantae; Streptophyta; Magnoliopsida; Solanales; Convolvulaceae. Gene Ontology annotation, molecular function: channel activity. The coding region runs from base 192 to 917 and encodes 241 amino acids.
UUUCCAUUUUUAAUAAUUAGUAUAUAAAGUAAAAAUAAUAGUGAAUUGAUACACGAGAGUGCGAGACCCUGAUUGGGUUCACAGCGGAAUAAUUCAGGGUUCUCGUCUCGGGUUCUUCUCACAUCGUAGCCGGCCGGCCGGCGAUUUCCUCUCCCUCCGCCGUUCUCCUCCGUGCCACAAAGAAAGACAACAUGGAGGGAAGCAGAGGGUUGAGGAUGCUGGCGUCUGAUUUCUUGAUGUCCCUGAUGUGGGUAUGGUCCAGCGUGCUCAUCAAGGUCUUCGUCUACGGAGUCCUGGCGUUCGGCGACCACGAUUUCCACGCCGAGAUCCUCAAGCAUACCCUCGCCGUCGCCGUCAUGUUCUUCUUCGCCUUCCUGGUCAACGUCACCAACGGCGGCGCCUACAAUCCCCUCACCGUCUUGGCCUCCGCCAUCUCCGGCGAUUUCAAGAAUUUCCUCUUCACCGUCGGCGCCAGAAUCCCUACCCAGGUACUUGGAUCAAUUACUGGUGUUAGGCUCAUCCUGGACACGUUUCCUGACAUAGGACGAGGACCUAAGCUGAAUGUUGACAUCCACCGAGGUGCCCUCACCGAAGGAUGCUUGACAUUCAUGAUCGUGAUCAUCUCGUUUGGGCUUUCUAGACAGAUUCCCGGUAGUUUCUUCAUGAAGACUUGGAUCUCCAGUCUGUCAAAGCUCGCCCUCCAUGUGCUUGGCUCUGAUCUGACAGGGGGGUGUAUGAAUCCAGCAUCCGUGAUGGGGUGGGCUUAUGCUCGUGGGGAUCACAUAACCAAGGAGCACAUACAAGUUUAUUGGCUGGCACCAAUUCAGGGUACUCUUCUGGCUGUAUGGAUUUUUAGGCUGAUGUUCCCACCGCAAAAAGAAGAUAAGGCAAAAGCCAAAGCUGAAAAGUCAGAUUGAAUGGAGUUUGUUACUCCAAGAUGAUCAUUUGUGUUAGAUAGUCAGUUAUCCAUGGCAGUUUUAUGCCCAAAAAAAACACCAGUUCAGAUUUAGGACGAUUGUAGUUUACUCUUCCACUAAAUCCAUGUACGGUUGUAGUUUACUCUUCCACUAAAUCCAUGUAUAUACUAAAUGUUCAUAAAUGGUUGUUUCUCAA